AUGGCAGAAUCAUCAGAGACUUCUGGACCUUCUGGGUUAAACGAAGUGAGGGCUACUCUUCUAAAAGUAGCCGAGCAAAUUUCUUCAAUAAACUCGUCGAAUUCAUCUUCACCGACAAUGAGCCCAUCUAAUUCUUCAUCAGGUAAGUGUAGCUUUAAAAAAUAGCUUUGUCAAAUCCAGACGAUAUAUAAUAAUAUGCAAAAAUAUUUAGUAUCAUUUUAUUAUUAUUAAAAAUAAAUUUGACUAUACUUACAUAAAUUGAAAUACAUUUACAGUAAAGCAAAUUAUAGUCUUAAAUCGAGAUUUUAAAUGCUUUUUACUAUAUUCUACUAGGAGCAACAUUGAGAACAAACAGCAGUUCUUCCCGUACUACCAUGCCUACUACAUCACAGCAGCAACACAAUAGCAGCGCCAUAUUGCAGGCCAUACAACCCAACAGCUCAACCAUGUCAUCUGCAAUUAGUGAGCAUAGACGGCUUUUUAAUUUCAAUAAAAGUCGUUGUUCAACUAAGGGCAAAGCAGCAUCAAAAAAGAAGGAAAAGCAACCCACAUGCAAGUUAAAGUUUGUUUGUCUUGCUGCAACAACAGCCACAGCUCCUCCUUCCAAUGUGAAAGACAAGACAGAUCUAUGUGUGCCAGCCCCACGGCUGUUUAGACUGGUUGUGGGGCCUCGAGUUUCAACGCGUUUCAAAUAAUUCUUAAUUUAUUUUCAAUCAAUAACGAACGGUGCUAAAUACAAACACAAAUAUACAGGAAUUACACGGAUAAAUACGAAUUACUGAAUACUGGACAGAAACAGAUAUAAAUACUGGCAAUCUACUUACAAAUAUCUAUGACAGGACACUGGUAUCUGGCGAAAAACGUAGGAACAAGUCAGCAACACAACAAAGCGCCCCAAAGUUCGAUAUCGCUAAGCUACUUCAAUCUAAAAAUGGCGCGAAAAACCCGGAAGUCCGUCAGCCGGAAGUCGCGGCUGCUACACUAUGUAAUGCAGGCUUGGGAGACUGCACAUUACUGUUAGACUUAAAUGAGAGCAGUGUUUAUUUGUAUGAGGAAAUUUUGAAAAAAUUCCCCCAGCUUGCUCACACAGGAGGAUAUGAACUCUCACUUUAUCAAAGAGGGGGUGGUGUCAAUGGGGGCUUUCAUGCAAUUAAACCUCCACUGACAACAAUACGUUUGAAGGAUAUCUGUGCUCUAGCCAAAAUUUAUAUACGACCACUUCAAACAGACAUUCCACUUCUUGACGAGGAAACCCAAGAAGAGAACAAUGAGGUGAGAUAUCUGAAACAGGGGUGGAUUUAUAGGGGGGAGGUGCACAGGGGUGCACCUGUUGGCCUUGGUCAACAUGGGUGCAAGGGAGGUGCAAAAUUUGGUUUUCCUUUUUUGAAGUCAAACCGAAGCUCAUAAUUCAAUGGCCAUGUUGCAGGAACUGACAUUUCUAGGGUUCUAAUUUUCAAUUUUUUUGGGGAGCAUACCCCUGAACCCCCUAGGGAGCUUGCACCUUCUGUGUGUGAGUCAUUAGAUAGCCAAUUCAUUUGAAUGCUUUCCCACCACCCCCUAAAGAAUUAUAAAGAAACUCAUGUUUGCUCACCCAGCACCCCCAUAGAAGAACCUUGCUGGAUCUACCCUUGUAUCUGAAUAACAAAUGUAAUGAUUGACUGAGUCUGUAUGAGGGCUCAAAUUAGAAAAAAAAUAUGGCCUGCCAGUCUAAAAAAAUUUUUGGCAGGUGAAAAAAAAAUUUAGCCUGCCAUUUUUAUUCACUCAACUGCCCAAAUGGUGAUGUUUCAUAUUGAGUCAUAUUCUAAAAACCAAUGUUUUAAUGAUAUGCAUUUUUAUCAUUUUUAAACUUGUCUAUUUUACUACAGUAAACUUGGAUUUACAUUUCAAAUAUAACAUAUUUUAAUAGUCAACUAAAUGAUCUCGUAUAUAUGCAUGAGUUAUAGUAUGCAAACAAAAUGAAAUAUAUCUGUAGAAUUUCACCUGCCAUUUUUUUUUUACUUGGCAGUUCAGAUUUGUUUUUGCCUGCCAUUUCUAAAAUAUGGCUUUGCUUUUGGCCAUAUAUUGGCAAUUAACCUGCUAUUUUGAGCCCAAGUAAAUCACCAACCCUUCUCCGAUCAAGUUCAGUGUAAUAAAAAAGUUUAGUUUUAUAUAUAUAUAUAUAUAUAUAUAUAUAUAUAUAUAUAUAUAUAUAUAUAUAUAUAUAUAUAUAUAUAUAUAUAUAUAUAUAUAUAUAUAUAUAUAUAUAUAUAUAUAUAUAUAUAUAUAUAUAUAUAUAAAUAAUAUAUAUAAAUGCCAAUAUAUAUAAUAUUAUAUGGCAAUAUAUAGUAUUAUACUGUAUGUAAUUUAAUUUAAUUUAAAAUGAACAUGCGUCCACAUGCCUGCAGGCACAGAUUUUCUGGGGGGGGGGAGAGAUGCACACCCCCCAGAAAUUAUUUGCACCCCCAGAAAUUAUUUGCACCCCCCAGAGGCAUUUGGCACUGCCUCCAAAAGUUUUUGCACCCCCGCAAAUUCUAUAUAUUUUGAUUUGAUAGUUUCAUAUUUGAUUAUUCUUACUACUAAAUUUGUAAAAUUACCAAUAUUAUGGUCUCAUAUCUUGCCAUGCAGGCCUAGAAAACAAAUUUUGUUAAACUUUUUCCUUGGCCUUUCCGGGUGUUGCCACCAGGCCCUGGCCAAAGCAAGCAGCAGCACCCCCCCCCCCUCCCCCCAGAUAUUUAUCCAUCCCCACCCUCGAAUGAAAAUAUGAAAAUCCGUCUCUGCAUGCCUGUGGAGAUAAACUAUAGGCUUAUUAAAGUUCAACCUCUUGGAAAGAAAAUUAGUGUUUUUAUUUUGUUAAUUAAUGAAUAGUUUUAUAAUUUGAACAGGUAGAUUUUGAUGAGCCAGUGGUAACAUGCUUCAUUUGUGGUAUGGUGAUUGGAAUGUGCAAAUUAAAAGAUCACCAGAAAAGCCAUACUAGUGAGUCACCUCCAAGACAAAAGGUACAAUAUGUCAUUGUGCAUGUGUGUUUUGGGAAUGUGUAUUUGGGUUUUCCAUUCUUAAUUAAUUACUUUACAUUCUGCAUUUUCUAGAGAAAGAGGCAUGAUCUUGUAAACCCCUUUCUCAGGUACAGGUAAUUUGUGUAUUUGACUAUUGGUACACCUGGAACCAAUAUUUUAUAUUGAGUGGAACUUAUAUUACUAAUCAUAAAACUAUCCCUAGAAUCCUAAUGGAAGGUGGCAUUCUGGGACAAGCAGACAAGUGAACUUGCAUGCAUUUACCUCAAUGCUUUUUAGUUGCCAUCCAUUUUCGUAUGCAUGGGGUAAUUAUAUACAUUUUGGUUUGCCAUGCUCAAGACAACCAUUUCAGUCAUAAUAAGCUUGUUACCAUCAUAUCAAGAUAAUCAAAAUGAAUAGAGGGAGAGUUGCUACUUUCCACAAAUGAAUUACUUGUAGACUAUUAAAUGUCAGAGCUAUAUAUAUAGCAGCUGUGAAGAAAUAAUGAAUAAGAUUUUUUACUUCAGAUAAUGGUGCUGGCUGCUGCUUUUCCAAAAUUGGUAGCUGUUUAUACCAUAACAAAAUGUUAUUCUAACCAUAUUACGUUUUCCCAUUUUAUACAGUGAUUCUGAGACUGAAAAUGAUAGAGUGGGAGAUGAGAAUCUUAAAACUGACAACAGUGAAUCGGAUACUAAAAAUGAUGUGGAAAAAAUUCUAAAUGAUGUUUGUCCUGAUGCAAGUACGUCAGAAAUAAAAGUUGCUUUACAAGAAUGCAAUGAGGAUGUCAACGCAGCUGCCCAACAACUUUUAGGUAUGACAGAUUAGAGUAUUUACUGUAUAAAUUAACGUGAAAUCGAAAUGUUCAGCUGCAUUAGUUUGUGUCAAACUAAAGAAUUUUAAGGAUCUAGUCAUUGGUAUAGAAUGCAUGAUACUAUAUGCUAAUGAUGUUAAUGAACCACAGUGAUAUCACACUGUAAUCUUCCUGCAUCAUGAGGUGGAUAGGUUGCACUGCAAAUAUUUAAGGAUCCUGUGAGAACAUGAAAAAUUGUCUGGCUCAAAAUGGAGUUGAAUAACCAUAUUAUAAGUUACUUACAUGUUGCUUUGUCUGACUAUGUCUUAGCCAAUCCACAUAUGAAAUUUAUAAGUGUCAAUUAAUGCAGUGCGUGAUUUGUUCAAAGAUUCUAACUACAAAAUAAAGACAGAUAGCUGCCGUUCUGCAUGGCAAAUUUGCCCUUUUCAAUUUUCAUCAGUUCUGGAUAGAAUCAAUUUCCAGUGAACCCUUGGAGGUUGAGAAUGCUAUGAGACACGUAAGUUGCAGUAAUCACGGACUACAGUAUUGUCAAGACAAUGAGCAUUCCAUCAGAAGUUUUAAAUGAUGACUAAAAUAGUAGUGAAAACGUAUGAUUAUAAAUUUGAUUUAAAUAUAUAAGUUUUUCUCAGUUUCCAUUAUCUUUUAAGUUACAGUUAGAUACUAUCCUUCAACUUCUGUAUAUAACACUUUAGGAAUUCCCUUAAUUGUUAUUGGUGAUGGAGAAAACAGACCAGAGUCUUCCGCAUCAUCAAAUAUAGAUACAUGUAAUCCAAUUUUCCUGUCGGAUUUAACCCCAGAAGCUGCUGUACUUGAAUUUCAAAAACAAAAAAUUGAUGAAGAUCUUCCUAAACAACGAUUUACUGUGUGCCGUGUUGAUGGUAAAAGCGAAUUAAGGAGAGACAUAAUUAGUAUUUACAAAAAACCUGAUUUGAAGCUAUGCGCAGUUCCAAGGGUAAGGUUUGAGGAAGAGGAUGGCGUUGGCAGCGGACCUGUGAGAGAAUUCUUGGUUCUUGCCAUGGAAGUUGUGGAUGAAGGGAUUCCCUCUGGCUCAGGACGAUCCAAACCUUUGAUAUUCUUUGAAGGACAACCUGAUCACCGAUUGCCUAUUCAUGAUCAAUCACUUCGAUUAACAGGAACUUUUAAGGCGUUUGGUCGUAUAAUUGGUCACAGUAUCCUGCACGGUGGUCCUGGAAUACAUGGUUUGUCACCUGCUGUUAAACACGUUUUAACAUCUGACAGUGAGACCUACCAACCUCCUCCAAUUGUCCCUGAAGACAUAGUAGAUAUUGAUUUACGCCAGAUGAUAGUACAUCAUGUGAGUAUAAUUAAUUGUAAAACAUUGUCAUUGGGGGAGAAAAAUACUUGUUGCCUCAUUUGAGUGCAAUAACUCUCGUCUGUACAUGUAAUCACUAGCUCAUUCUCCUUUUCCCCCUCUUGUCAUUUCAGUUGAAUGUAACAUCAACCAAAGAAUCCCAAACCCUUGUCACAGCUUCGGAGAAAGAGGAAUUAUUGCAAUAUCUUUUGGAAGCUGGCAUCGAUCCAGAUACGUUUCCGACUAACCGUGAAUUGGUAAUCCAAGAACUAAUGAUGUUUCAUGUUAUUGACAAAAGAAGACUUCAAUUAAAUGAUAUUGCAAAAGGUAUAUACUGUAUAACGAUCAUACAUAACAUGUGAAACUUUAAUUUACCCUUGUUAGUAUUUUUUAUAACAGUCAUUUUGAUAUGUGAUGUAUUUUUUCUGUGUUGGUGUUAUGUACAGUACUCAGGUGAAUAUGAUGCUUGUGAACUUACUCUGAGUGUAUAUCAACACUGGGCAAGCUUUAAAAAUAUGCCUUGCCACGGUGGGAAUCGAACCUACAACGUUUGGAAUACUAGCCCAAUGCUCUGCCGAGCUACGCGGCCUCAGGAACUAGACUCGGUUCCCACCGAAAUAUCACAUAUAGCCUGCGAACAGGCUCUCAAGCUGAAUUGAGAGCCUGCAUCGAUGACUAAUGAAUUUGAAUAUCUGCCCCGUAACGUUCGUUUUUCCAAAUAUGGAAUGUCUAUCCUUAUAUGGUGUUGUUUACAACUUUCGUGCAAACUAAAUUUAGACUAUGCAAACUAAAUUUAGACCGUACAGUUUAUACUGUUUUUCGAAAUAUAAGAUAUUCAAGCAAAAGUUUAAAUGUUUUAAAUACUGUUUUCUCAAAACAGAACAUUUCGUGCUUUGAGAUAAGAUGGCCACGACCAAUUUGAUCAGUUAAUGUGUUUUUUAUGCAUAGUCAAGCAGUUGACAUAUAUAGAGCUCAGCGGAAUAAUAUAAAUUAUAGCAUCUGACCAAUGAGAAUUUCGCGUCACGAUUUGAGACGCAGAUAUUCAAAUUCAUUAGUCAUCGAUGCAGGCUCUCAAUUCAGCUUGAGAGCCUGUUCGCAGGCUAUAUCACAUACUCAAACCGACCUGACUGAAUAGCUCAGUUGGCAGAGCAUUGGGCUAGUAUUCCAAAGAUCGUAGGUUCGAUUCCCACCGUGGCCAGGCAUAUUUUUCAAACAUUGCCUGGUGUGGAUAUACACUCAGAGUAAUGUCACAAGCAUCAUGUGAUGUAUAUUUCAGAAUUAACCACUACUGGCGAAAUUAGAUGUUAAUACCAAAGUUCACUAGAAUGACAUUAUCCGUGUGAUAUUUUUUGCAUUUCUUGUCAGUAACUUGGUGAAUCAUAUUGUACAAAUUAUUUCAAUUACUACAGGAAUGGAUGAAGUUUCCCUGACCACAUUUCUCAUAAAAUGCUCUUCCUUAUCCAAGUUGGUGUUUCCUGAAGAAAAUGAAAGGAUAAUUAAAGCUAAAGAAGUGAUCAACUGUUUGCUUUUUCAAGAAAGAGAAGAAAGUGAAGCCAACCAAUUAGCAGCAGAUUUCUUUCUUCGUUAUAUAGAGGAAAUUGAAAAAAAGCAAGAAGGUACUGUAAUUAGAGGCAGACCAUUAGAAAAGGGUUUUUUAUUACUUAUGUCAAUAAUUGUCCUAUGGCUUACUUAUGUCAAUAUUUUUUUAAAAUAUAUCCCUUGCAUUAUUUUUUUAUUUCAAUUUACCCUAUUGCAAAGUAUAUGCACAAAUGUUUUUUCAAACUUUAUUGGUGUACGAUUUCUUUUCUUUGUGUUUCCCCGCACGAUUGCCCCCCCCCCCAUCACUUUUCUAAUGGUCCGCCCCUAACGUUUAUUUGACUAGCAGUCAGUCACUAAAAAAUCCAACAAUGAGAAUAACUUAGAACUGUUAUCAUAACUUGCUUGGACACAACUUUCAAAUUUUACUGUAGACGGCGCUGGUCUGGUUGAUCUGAUCCAUUUCUGGACUGCGUGCAACUGCCUCCAACACAAGGCAAGAUCUCUUUUGGUAAAGUUUGAUGGGAACAACAUUGUCUUACCUUUAUCUGAGACCUGCUUCAAGACCAUUGUACUUCCAACUAAGCAUUCAUCAUUUGAGUCCUUCAAGAAUAGCAUGGACAUGGCUUUAAAAUUCGGUGCACACGGAUUUGUCUUUAAUUAA
Paramuricea clavata is the source of this 7292-nucleotide messenger RNA. Lineage: Eukaryota; Metazoa; Cnidaria; Anthozoa; Malacalcyonacea; Plexauridae. The record is from the annotation of a GenBank genome assembly.